UAAAACCCAUCUCAUGAGAAGCAGCACAGCACAUGGCACCCGUUAUAUGUCUUUCUCAACCACUGAAACCACAGCUGAGCUUCAUGAGACACGGUGGACAUAUAAAAGUGGUAAAUAAGCAGCAGGCGAUGGAGGGAGGAGCUGUGGGGGCGCAGAAGGUCUCGAGAUGUGGGGCAGAGAAAUGAGUCCAUGACUUUCGUGUGCGCCUGUCAACAGCAAUUGAGAAGUGACGCAGGCCACAGCGGAGACAGGCGCACUGGCACGGAGCAGAACAAGCUUCUCACCAGACAAUUGCAACAGGAAGCGAGGAAGGAAAGGGCUCUUUCACCCCGGAGGAAGACUGGCAAACUCUUUGGGAUUGUGACAAGACAGCCUCACAGUAGCUCCAGAGACCAGCCAUUCUCCAACAAGGAUUGCAAGAUGAACAGCACCCUGUCGAACACCUCCGUCAAAUGUGUCCGAGACACCAGCGUAACAGCAGUGGUUUUCCCCUGUCUGUACAGCGUCCUCUUCAUAGUUGCUCUGAUACUGAACUCCCUGGCUGCAUGGAUCUUCUUCAGCAUCCCCAGCACCUCAACAUUUGUGGUCUUUCUAAAAAAUGUGGUGGCAGCUGACUUGCUGAUGACUUUGACCAUCCCUCUGAGAGUGUUAAGUGACGCGGGCGUGGGCUCCUGGCGUCUGCGCGCCUUCCACUGCCGAUACUCUGCGGUUCUCUUCUACAUCACCAUGUACAUCAGCAUCCUCCUGCUGGGUCUGAUCAGCCUGGACCGCUACCUGAAAAUAGUCCGGCCCUUCGGGAAAUGUGCUCUGCAGCGGGUCCGAGUCGGUCAGGGGCUGAGUGCUGCCGUCUGGGUGGUGAUGUUAGCUUUGGCACUGCCCAACGUUAUUCUCAGUGACAAACCACCACGGGUCUCUGGAGGCAAACUGAAGUGCACAUCCAUGAAGAGCGAAGCAGGGCUGAUGUGGCAUGAAGGAUUCAACUACUUCUGUCAGGUGGUUUUUUGGGGAACUCUGGCCUUGAUGGUGUUCUGCUACACAUUCAUCAGCAAGAAGGUUUACGAGUCAUACAAAGCCUCAAAGAGCAGAUGUCAGGCUGCCCGACGCAGAACCAAAGCAAAAGUCUUUGUGGUGGUGGCGGUGUUCUUCAUCUGCUUCGCUCCCUUCCACUUCGCCCGAGUUCCCUACACCCUGACCCAAACCCGCGACUUGGUGAGCCACUGCCAGGCUCUCUACAUUGCCAAGGAAACCACCUUGUGGCUGUCGGCCACGAAUGUAUUUCUGGAUCCGCUUAUUUAUGUGUUCCUGUGCAAGGUAUUUAGGAAAAGACUGACCGCUACGCUCUGUCUGAAGCCGUUCAACAAAGGUGCCACGGAAUCUACAACAGCAACAUCAACUCAGAUGGAAAUGUCCCAGCUGGGCAACACUAACAAAGUGUCAAGUAAUGGGACGUCACAGUAAAACAAUGGACAGUGGACAAUGGAACACAACUGUUAUGGUCUCGGCAAGAUGGGCCAUGUGUUACUUUACUUGUAAAUAGGAAUUUAUCUUGAAAAAAAAGGUUGUAUAAAUUUAACGCAAUGUGACCAAAAACUGUUAAAUUUAGAAACUGUGGGAAGUCGGGCAAUCAAUGAUGAAGUUUCUUUCCAGUAAUGGCUGUUUGGAAUACGGUGCUAACCAAGCACAUUUGCCACUUGUUUGCUAAGUCAUUUCCUUAAUUGUGCUUAUUGUCAUUUUCCACUUCCUACUCUCUAAUCUUGCUAAAACUGCACUUUCCCCUCACAGAACUUUGGCCAAAGGGUGAACAUGUUGACAGCUCAUAUUCUCCAAUAAUUAAACAGCAAGCAAACUGUGACCAGGGACUGAAUGAUAACAAGAGGAGCAGAAAAUACGGCAAUAGAUGCAUGCUUAGAGCUGUAGGUUUACCUUCUGUUCAAUAAAUACAUAUAUAAUUAUAUUAAUAAUAAAAUAAUAUGUUUCAUACUACAAUAACAUGGUGUCCAGUCUUUAUAGUGAUAAUCUCAAUACUGAUUAUAACAGAGUAACAGGUCAAAGCGAAGAAUAGGCCAAAUGUUGUAAGAGUAGGCUACAACAAAUACAGCCACAAUUACAAUAUGCACAUGUUGUUUGAAAUUAGAUCAAGAGAGUAAAGGUUUCUCAAACUUGAGAUUGCUCACAAACAGGAUGUGAAAUUUUAUUUUGUGUGGUGGGAAAAUGAUAGUAUGCAUACCAAAGUUUUAAAUUUAGAGCUAUUUGUAGUGACUUCCCUUUUAUGAUUCACUCACCAGAUAACUAUGCUUACAAUCUUAUUUGAGCAGAUGAGCAACAGGAACUCUAGUUAUCGCUCUGCAACGCCAGGACAAAAAGAGCCCAUACACCAAAAUAACUAGUACAUAGAUUAAAUCUUUUGACGAAA
Messenger RNA from Pleuronectes platessa (European plaice), 2413 nucleotides. RefSeq names its product P2Y purinoceptor 13. Gene Ontology annotation, biological process: negative regulation of adenylate cyclase activity; G protein-coupled receptor signaling pathway. Gene Ontology annotation, cellular component: membrane. The coding region runs from base 190 to 1458 and encodes 422 amino acids. The record is from RefSeq and is a predicted model, not a curated record. NCBI's taxonomy places the organism in Eukaryota, Metazoa, Chordata, Actinopteri, Pleuronectiformes, Pleuronectidae. Gene Ontology annotation, molecular function: G protein-coupled purinergic nucleotide receptor activity. The transcript has 4 exons.